Molecule: messenger RNA, 2649 nt
Organism: Hemicordylus capensis (graceful crag lizard)
Lineage: Eukaryota; Metazoa; Chordata; Lepidosauria; Squamata; Cordylidae
Gene: PLA2G3
Product: phospholipase A2 group III
Exons: 7
Coding region: 102-1865 (587 amino acids)
Biological process (GO): phospholipid metabolic process; arachidonate secretion
Molecular function (GO): A2-type glycerophospholipase activity
Source: RefSeq, a predicted model, not a curated record
CUAAAAAGCGCCGCGAUGGGCAGGGAGGGUCCAUUCAUUCCCGGAGAAGCGCUCGAGUGCCCGCGCUGGUCGCCGGCGAGGCCUGCUUGGCUAGUGACGCGAUGGCUCCUUCGCUCCCGCUGCUGGCCGCCCUGCUCGCCUGCUUGGCGCUGCUCGGCGGCGCCCGCGGCUCGUGGAGCCGAGCCAACACCUUCUGCCACCUGGCGCGCGCCGCGGGAGGAGCCCGCAGCCGCCUCCUGAGCUUCGUGUGGCGGCGGCCCGACGGGGCGGCCCCGGUGCUGGUGCAGAGCGCCUGGGACGCGCAAGGGCGCCUGCUGCGGUGCGCGGCCCGCGUGGAGCGCUCCCUCGACGGCGCGGCUCUGGCUUCCUCCUGCGCCCGGCGCCGGCGCGGCUCUUUCGGGCGCGCCUUCUGGGGGCCGGAGCUGCGGGGCCAGCUGGAGGUCCUGGAGGCGCAGAAGGCCUCCUGCGAGGGGUGGCCGGAGCUCUCGGCGGGUCCCGCGGGGGUCCAGCGGACGCCCGCGGAAGGGCUGGCGGGACCCGAGGCGGAGUCGGGGCCCCCCAAGAAGCGCGUCCGGCGCGGCUUUACCAUGCCCGGGACGGUUUGGUGCGGAGCUGGGGACUCGGCGGGCAACUUCUCUGAGCUGGGGGUUUUCCAGGGCCCAGACGUGUGCUGCAGAGAACAUGACCAGUGCGGAGGCCAGAUCCCUGCCUUGGGAUACAACUACGGGAUGCGCAAUUAUCGCUUCCACACCGUCUCGCACUGUGACUGCGAUGCCCGGUUCCGGCACUGCUUGAUGAAUCUGAACGACACCAUCUCCAACCUGAUCGGUGUCAGCUUCUUCAACCUGUUGGAAGUCCCCUGCUUUGUCCUGGAGGAGAGCGAGGAGUGCCUGGAGUGGCAUUGGUGGGGCGGGUGUAAGACGUACGGCCCUUUGCCCACGGCUCGCUUGGUGGAGCAGAGUCAGUAUCACGUUUUGCCACUCGGCGAGGGACCUGACCCGGCUUUGCCUCCGCCCCGCCCUGGGAGGCGCAGGGGCAAAGGUCGGAAGCACGGCUGGAAGAGCCGGAAGCGUCUGGGUCAAGAGGCUACUGAAGUGCAGAGGCUACAUCCGGAACCUCCCAAGGUCCAGAGCUCCACCACUCCACUGAUCCCAGUCUCCAAGCCGCAUCUGCUGGUCCCUGUGAACCCAAGGACUACCCCCAUUACCAGGGGAACAGCUCCCUUGCGGCCCAAUAUUGGGGCAACGACAGAAGCAGGCCUGUUGAAGACGGGUGUUGCUCAUGCAACAGAGCAGCCAGGGGUCCAGCGUGUCCCCACGGAAGAAGCAGGACAGCCCGAUGAGACAGUGACGGAGAGAAAGCCGUUCACGAGAAUCCAUGGGCACAAACAUACCACUGCACCAGAUAAGCAAGCCCCGUCGCGGAGCUGCAGCUGCUACAGGCGCCUGGAUCAAUGCCCGUAUCGGAUCUUGCCCUACGAGGUCAAAUACCAGCUGAACAAUGCAGAUUCUCGCACCCUUUUCCAUUGCAACUGCACCCGCAGGCUGGCCCGGUUCCUGCGCAAGACGAAAGGCCCCAACGAAGUGGAAGGAGAGGUCCUGUCUGAUUACGUCUCGUCCUCUUGCUUCAUCCUCCAGAGCCCACCAGGUUGCAUGGAGGGGGAGGAGGAACAGCCCAAUUGCAUUGACGUCGGCCGUGCCAUCCUGACCCCCGCCCGGCACCUCACCAACCGGCUGACACGGAAGCGUGUGGGCCCGUCCCUCAAGGUGAAGCGGCAGGAGCGGACUCCCGCGAGCCAGCCUCUUCAGCUGUUUGAGAAGUGCCUGCAGCUAGCACGGGCUGCACGCCAUGCUGUGCCCCCCUGAACCGGGGGGCAGAGUCUUCAUCUGGACAGUGGGGGGGGGCAGCUAAGCCAGGCCCCGGUGGACUGAGCAGAGAGCGCUUCCCCUGUGGAACUUGCACACCACAGGGCCUGGUGCGGUUGGAGGGUGGGUCCUCUGAGGGCCUACUCACCUGUGGUGUCCCCGAGAGUGGAAAAGGAAGGCAGCAGUGUUAAUACCCUGAGGUCUGAUUGAAGCGGUGCUCUCUGUCUGCCCCUGGCGUGUUGAGGUGGACCCCUCACCUCAAGGCAAGGCUAUCGUACAAGCCGGAAGCCAAGCUGAGCAUCUGUGGAACUCCCCACCACUGGCUUUCAGUCUCCAGGCAACCACUGUGAACUACCAAGAGUCUGCUCUGUGGCUGUGGGGUGACCUGGCCUAUCUCCAGGGAAUGCAGGCUUGUGGCCCAACCCUUGGGUCAUUUGGCAUCCCUCCACAAGGAUGAAGGUACUACUGCGUGAUGGGAUGGGGGAGUCUUGGACCCCCGCGGAGUCCUCCUUGGUCUUGGGCCAUGACGCUACUCCAGGUCUAAGCAGAGUCGGAUGCGGAAGCUCCUCUUGCAUGAAGGACUAUUGCAAGAGGAGUUGUUCCUGAGCAAGCUCUUGAAGGCACCUGCUGAUGGUUUUCUCUUUACCCCCUUUAACUUGCCCUACACUCCUCUGGCAUGUACAGUGGGGUCAGGCACUCUGCAACUUGCCUCUAACUUAUUACGUGGGUCCGGCCCGGCUCAGGGCCGCCAAUAAAGUAGUAAUAAAGAUGGUUUCCUUUGGGG